GCGGCUGGCGCCAUCGCUGCUGCCAUCAUUGCUGCCGUCUAAGCCCUCCACGGGCUGAACAGCUUGUCAUCGGGUGAACGGACUUUUUCUCUCCUCUUUAGCUUACUAUCGUAACUGCCUUAAUGUGCGCCCUUGUACGCAUCGUUUAUUCCCUGAGAUGCAUUGUUGGCAGCGGGUUGUGUGCGUGCGAUGUGUGCAACGUGCGCCCGUACGAGGCGGUCCGCAUGGACCUGCGGUACUUGACGCCAGACUCUCUCAUGAGAUACCGAGACGGACUGUAUGUGGUGCAGCGCUACGUAACCCGUGCCCGGCUAAUCGUCCACAGUAUUAGCGACGGGCUGGCGAAGGCCGAGUGAUGCAUGUGUGAGAGCAUGAGAGAUGGUGGGAGAGCGU
Cutaneotrichosporon oleaginosum is the source of this 393-nucleotide messenger RNA. RefSeq lists its product as uncharacterized. NCBI's taxonomy places the organism in Eukaryota, Fungi, Basidiomycota, Tremellomycetes, Trichosporonales, Trichosporonaceae. The record is from RefSeq and is a predicted model, not a curated record.